Messenger RNA from Photinus pyralis (common eastern firefly), 862 nucleotides. RefSeq lists its product as uncharacterized. The transcript has 4 exons. Lineage: Eukaryota; Metazoa; Arthropoda; Insecta; Coleoptera; Lampyridae. The coding region runs from base 1 to 552 and encodes 183 amino acids. The record is from RefSeq and is a predicted model, not a curated record.
AUGUAUUCGCUUACUGCAAUUCAUCUACUCUCGCUGCUUUUACUGUGCGAUUCACAAAUGAUGGGUCCUCCAGGAACUAUGUUGUUUGACGCAAUUGGACCAUGUGAAAAUAAUCCGGGAGGGGAUGUAGAAUUUGAUUUAAACCUCCAAAGUACUGACUCUAAAGGGGGAAAGAUAUUAUCAAUGAAUGUCAGUACGAAAGUUCCGCUUGAUGAUACUGUAACUUAUCUUGCCAAUGUUCUAAAAUGGGAAGAUAAUGGCUGGAAAUAUGCAAAUAAACGCUCCGGAAAUCUUUGCCCCGACCUCAUGAGGUUCGCGUCCAAAAUAUGGAAGUUGUUGCAAGAGCACUCUGUUCCAAAAAUACCUGAUGAAUGUUCCCUCGAACCUGGCGAUUAUAGGGUAGAGAACGUUACAGCGGCGACAUCAGAUUUAGAUAUACCUGUAACGUAUUAUGGAAAGACCAGAUUGGAUGUAUCAAUUUAUCAAGGUAGCACACUAUUGGCAUGCGUCGUUUUUGACGGAGUUUCACAGAAACCUGCAAGACCGUUUUAAACUUGUUUUUAUAAUAUUACAUAAUUUAAUGUAAAUUGCAGCCAAUCACUGUAGGGUUUUAACUCUAUUUUCAGGAAAAUGUGCUGCAGACUUAAAUUUAGCGUUAUGAUGAAGGAAUAACGAUUUCCGAAAGCUUGAUGAGACUUUUCCAAAUGGUUUUAUUCUUUCUUGGACACCUUUGUAUCCGCAACAUUUGUUUGUUUAUUUGUUUAACGGAAAUACCAUUUUUACAAAAAAUAUAAAACAUAAUAUCAUAUAGCAAAAUGUAAUAACAAAACGCAGCAUCAAAAUUGUUGAAAAGCUUAACAAU